Molecule: messenger RNA, 1108 nt
Organism: Macroventuria anomochaeta
Lineage: Eukaryota; Fungi; Ascomycota; Dothideomycetes; Pleosporales; Didymellaceae
Exons: 2
Coding region: 235-906 (223 amino acids)
Source: RefSeq, a predicted model, not a curated record
UCUCAAGACAUAAGAGGCACUCGGUCCUCCCUGUGCUCCAAAGACAUAUAGACUGCGUCUGUAUUCACCCCUCUGCUGCAUGCACCUCUUCAAGCUACCGAUACCCAGCGCGCUGCACCCGAAAUUCUGACCGUCGACACCCAUCCCAAAUGGCCCGACUGCCAAAACACCACCAAAGCACCACCCAAACACCAACGUCCUCACACGCGAUACAAUUUCGCAAGUCAACCCAUUAUGCCGCUAUCGGAGCUCCAAUACUCAUAUCUUGAUUCGAGGAGCCUUUGUGGGUCUGCGGGGGUCGCCGACGGACUUGAUGCUUUGACCUCUGGGGAAGACUCCACUGCAAAGUUUUCAUGUGGUAAUAGUUUCCCACCGCGAACAUGGAUUCAAAGUCCAGAACCACGCAGCUGGGAAAUAGAAUUUGACGGAUCCCUGGGGUCUGGGGAAAGAGUGGGGUUGGAAAUGUUGUGCGAUGCAGUCGUGUGGGCUUCGAAACGAUACUUCGCUAUCUGCUACGGCCCUCUGAUGGGAAUACUGCACUCUCACAGAUUCAUGCAACCAGUGGCAGAUAGUUUCAAAUGCCGCCAAUUGUUACAAAAGCUCCGGUACCACCAGUGGGAUGCUGAUCCACAGAGGAUAGAUAGUCGCACGACCCAAUCAUGGAAACUACCGACCAAAUCGUUGACUAUCAUCAAUAUUAAGGAGAUAUAUAUGGUAAAAUUAGUCACAUCUGUCACAUACGGCCAUAGGGCCUUGAAGACAAGUUCUCCUGUCCGAUCCGCCCUCUGUCAAGGUACCAUUUUGAGGAUUCGGUUGCCUGCAUUCACGUUUCGGUAUCCGCGAACCCGUCCUCACCACGACCGACUACCAUUUUUGGGUCUAUUUAUUCACAAAACACGAAUCUGAAGCCAGUUCUGCAUGUUCGCGGACGCCGUCAUGCGUUGUGUCUAUUUUCGCAGCCUACAGAGCUGCGUUGCUUCAGGCAGCUGCCCAUAGCCAUCGCUCCGCACACCUUUGACCUCCCGCUUCUCCUUGACCGCACUUAGAUCUCCCAAUCCCAGCUACACACGUUAUCUCAUCUUGUAUCUUUGGCGCUGUGAGCUUAGGU